AUGAGGAAGCUGUUUCUGGAUGAGAAAAAUAUGAACUGCAGUGCAAUCUUGGAGGAGGAGGAGGAAGAUCUUACCAUUCAGACGGUGGAAGAUGGAGCUUUGAAUCCUGCAAAAUACGAUUUCGGAGUCCCUGUUGGAAAGUUGCUAGGUUUCAUCGUCAGUCACCGCGGCAUUGAGUUAGACCCGUCAAAAAUCAAAGCUAUUCAGGACCUGCCACCGCCAAAGAGCAAGAAGGAUAGGAAAUAUGCUACGAUGAGUUGGACUGAAGAGUGUCAAAAGGCUUUCGAUAAAAUCAAGGAGUGCCUGUCCAAGCCGCACGUGUUGGUCCCACCAGAGCCCGAGAGACCUCUACUACUAUACCUACCUGCGUUGGAUGGAGCCUUUGGUUGCGUCUUGGGGCAACAUGAUGAAACCAGAAGGAAAGAGCAAGAAAUAUACUAUAUGAGCAAGAAGUUCAUACCUUACGAAGCCUGGUACUCUUUGUUGGAACGUACCUGUUGUGCACUGACAUGGAUAGCUGAUGAGGCUCUACCAUUUAAAGCACAAUUAGCAUCACUAUCAUUUUCAAAUCACAUUUUCCAAUUAAGCAUAACACUUAUGGAUUUGGUUGGUACUAAAAAUUAG
Nicotiana tabacum (common tobacco) is the source of this 624-nucleotide messenger RNA. The record is from RefSeq and is a predicted model, not a curated record. Lineage: Eukaryota; Viridiplantae; Streptophyta; Magnoliopsida; Solanales; Solanaceae.